Molecule: messenger RNA, 1086 nt
Organism: Parnassius apollo (apollo)
Lineage: Eukaryota; Metazoa; Arthropoda; Insecta; Lepidoptera; Papilionidae
Source: the annotation of a GenBank genome assembly
AUGCCGAUGGUCACUGCGGUGACUUUGCCCGAACUUGACGCAGCAGAAGCGCUCCUUGAAUUACAAGGAGAAAUGAGAGAACUACAACCUGAACGAUCUAAUAGUUCCGCUCAAGAGGAGGUUGAAAGUUCAGCAACUACAGCCCUUUUCCUGAAUAGUUUGUUUCUUAAAAGAAGAUCGAAUUUGAAAUCAGCCCGUCCCGGCCCUAGUGUUCAAAAAACAUCACCAAGUACGCCUUACUUAAAAAGCAACUUCCAGUAUGGUUCCAGUCGGUUUACGACAAGGCUGGAACCGCCUUGCAAGAAACGUUUGCUUCAAAAAAAACAACUGGUCAAGCCGCAAAAAGCAUGUUGGUCUGAAGUCAUUACUAAACCCAGACUAGAUGAUAUUAAGGAAACUUGUGAUAGAAGCACACAAACCGAAGUGGAGUAUCAGCUACCUCAAAUCGAUAAAAUGGAGUCAAUUAUAAAAGACUUAUGUGCUAAGAUUGAGACAUUGGAAAAUAAACUAAAAAUGAAAUCAUCGGUUUCAUCUUACGCUUCAAAAGGGCGUAACAAUGUGAAAUCUAAGCCUUGUGAUCUAAACAGUAGCGACAGCGGCGAUGAAAAUGUUGCGGUUCCCCGGACGUCGUCGUCAAAACGUAAACGUUAUACAAUAUGCGCAGAUAGUGAUUGGGUUUCAAUUGGUGAUGGACAUGCUUUUGUUCCUAGCAGACUUUUAAAAAAUAUGGAUUGGUCGACUCAUACGUAUGCAACUCGAAAACUAUUGAGAGCGGUUUUCCCUAGGAGUGUGCUGGCAACACAUUCUCUUACGGGAAAACCGUCACCGGCAUUUCCUAAUAAGCCAGCAAAGAAGCGAUUGGAUCCCGCACUUGUGAACGACAUCGUACAAACUGUUGUUGACAAUUGUUGUGUGCCAGAGAGUGUUGUUAGGGCCAGUAUAACGACUAAAUGCGCCGAUGAAAGCAAGAUGUUUCGAAGUCGCUUAAGAAAAAGUAAAAGUAAUUCUGCUAAAAUCGAUCAGGAGAAUAUUCCACCGUUAUUCUGCAAAUCAGAAGAAUCUGACGAAUCUUAUCUAUCUACUUGA